This is a messenger RNA of Poecilia latipinna (sailfin molly), 1304 nucleotides long. RefSeq names its product cathepsin O (gene ctso). The record is from RefSeq and is a predicted model, not a curated record. The transcript has 8 exons. Gene Ontology annotation, biological process: proteolysis. Gene Ontology annotation, molecular function: cysteine-type peptidase activity. Lineage: Eukaryota; Metazoa; Chordata; Actinopteri; Cyprinodontiformes; Poeciliidae. Bases 95 to 1078 code for a protein of 327 amino acids.
GCGCACAGCGUGACCGAACACCUUUUCCGCGAACAUUAAACGGCCUUUCUUCCUGUGUUUACCUCUCCGUGUUCAGCUGUUGUUUCUUCGUCUAAUGGCGGUUUUUCAAAUGUUUUCGGUUAUUUUAGUCACUGCUGUUUGUUUUGGUGUAAGUGUUGCCAAUUUAAAUGGGUCUGGGAUUGAUUUCGACUCGUUCAGGAAGAAGUUUCACCGUUUGUAUGAAGUCAACAGUGAGGAAUUUAGCCGUCGUCAAAUCAAUUUUCAGAAUGCUGCAGUGCGACAUCUAUACCUGAACUCAUUUUCUGGGCAGACACAGUCUGCUACAUAUGGCAUUAACCAGUUCUCUGACCUUUCACAGAUUGAAUUUAAGGAUGUUUACCUUCGAGCAGAAAGCAGCAGUGCUCCUGGCUUCGUUGGAUCGACCAGAGCGGGGCUCCCGGCCAAAUUUGACUGGAGGGAUAAGGGAGUGGUGGCACCGGUCCAGAACCAAUUAGCGUGUGGGAGUUGCUGGGCGUUUAGCACAGUCGGUGCUAUACAGGCCGUUCAUGCUAUGGGAGGCUCUCAGCUGGAGCAGCUCAGUGUGCAGCAAGUUGUAGACUGCUCCUAUAAAAAUGAGGGCUGCAGUGGAGGCUCGCCCUCCCACGCUCUCGCUUGGUUAAAACAGACCAGAGUGAAGCUGGUGAGUCACUCAGACUAUCCAUACAAGGCCAAAACCGGAAUAUGCCAUUUUUUCUCCCCAUCACAUGAGGGUGUUACUGUGAGGAACUUUUCCCUGCAUAGCUUCAGUGGUCAAGAGGAGGCGAUGAUGGGUCAGCUGGUGCAGUUUGGUCCUUUGGCUGCCAUCGUGGAUGCUGUCAGUUGGCAGGAUUACCUGGGAGGCAUUAUCCAGCACCACUGCUCCAGCCAGUGGUCCAACCAUGCUGUCCUGGUUGUUGGAUACGACACGACUGGACAAAUACCUUACUGGAUUGUACAGAACUCCUGGGGAACGACAUGGGGAGAUCAGGGUUACGUUUAUGUAAAAAUCGGUAGCAACAUCUGUGGUAUCGCAGAUUCUGUGGCAGCUGUUUUUCUUUGAUGACAGUUUAUAUUUGAGUCAGAUGGGUUUGUGUGAGUCACUGCAUGCGGCUGCUUCCCGUUGCCAAAAUGAAAUAAGUCAUCUGCUCGUCUUCAGUGUCACUGUGGAUAAUGCUUUUAUUGAAAUGUAGCCAUCUUGUGUCACAAAAACAAAUAAAUCUCCUCGUAUGUUUGCAACUGUUGGAUUAUAACAACAAACUGCGACACAAUAAAAGUAUUUUCACUAU